GAAAUAUUUACACCCUAUGUGCAGCUAGAGAAUCAAUGAAAUCCCCUUUGCUGGUGAACUUGUAUUGGACGAAUGCUCUCUGUAUUUUGAUUUCGAAUCAAAACCCAUCACAAAAGGGUUUGACAUUUAUUUCUGGAAGAUGGUGUUUCGCCAGAAUUCUACACUGUUCAUUCAAUUCUCUGAGAAAAACAAGAUUGAAUUCAAAAACCAGGGUUCUUUGAUUUACCAUCAGAGAGAGACAAAACACAAAAGAGAAAGAGAAAGAGGGAGAAGAAGAAGAGUAAAUUAUCUUGGGGUAUUCUGGAGUUAAAGAUAAGGGAUUUUUUUUUUUUGAUGAAAUGGAGAAACCAGCAGCUGAAAGGAAAUAUCAAAUGGAGGAAGAAGAACAAGACAGAAAUUCGAGGGAAGGUCCGGAGUCAAGUUCAAGUGAACCCCUUGAUGCAAAAAAAUUGAGAAGAAUGGCCCAGAAUGGAGAAUCAUCAAGAACUUUAAGAUUGAGAAAAAAAGGUUAUGUGCAGCAGCUUGAGACCAGUAGGAUUGUUGAACCAGCAGCUGAAGAAGAACAAAACAGAAGAUUGCGCAUUCCAUGUGAAAAUUCAAAAAGAAAAAAGAAAAGCUCUUCAAGUCAAGAGAAGUUUUCUGCAGCAGGAACAAUCCCGAGGGAAGUAAUGUCUUUCAGUUCUCCUUAUCCUUUCUUCUGGACCUCAAUGAAACCCUCCAACGUUGGAUUGAGGUUUCGUAUGGUGACUUGAUAAAUCAUGUAUCAUGAUUUUGAAGUAAAUGUUUUUUUUUUAUUUUGUGUACAUAGAGAAAUACCUCUAUAAUUGUACAAAAUUAUUAUGUCUUUCCAUUACAGACAAUACCACUUAAAUUUGUAAGAGAACAUCUUCUAGCUGAGGUAACAAAUCCAGAUGGCGUAUUGGACGUCUUGCUGCAAAAUGAGGAAGGUCUCAGGUGGGAGGUUGUUGUCAGACCAAAUGGAAUUGAUCGAUAUGCAUUCUUUAAAGGCUGGAAAAACUUUGCCACAGACAACAAGCUAAAAAUUGGCGAUUGUGUGAUUUUCGAACCAAUUGACAGACUUCCAGAUUCAACGUUUGCAAUGAACGUCCAUAUGCGUCGUAUUUCAGAGAACUUUGCUUCAGCAGUAGCAGUCGAGAGCAAAGUCAAUUCUUUCAAUUCUCCCUUGCCUUCCUUCCGGAUCUCUAUAAAGCCUUCCAACAUGUUCGGUAGUAAUAUACCGGUUAAAUUUGCAAGAGAACAUAUUCCGACAAAGUGUUGGGAAGAAAGAAUGGAUCAAGUCUUACUACAAAAUGUGGAAGGCCGCAGUUGAGAGCUUCGUGCCAGGUUAGAUGGAUGUGAAAAGUACUCCCUCCAUUCUUUUUUAAUAGGCCAGUUUCUAUAAAUAAAAGUUUCAAAAAAA
Messenger RNA from Papaver somniferum (opium poppy), 1420 nucleotides. Its product is annotated as transcription factor TGA9-like. Gene Ontology annotation, biological process: regulation of DNA-templated transcription. The transcript is spliced from 7 exons. Lineage: Eukaryota; Viridiplantae; Streptophyta; Magnoliopsida; Ranunculales; Papaveraceae. Gene Ontology annotation, molecular function: DNA binding; DNA-binding transcription factor activity. Bases 339 to 752 code for a protein of 137 amino acids. The record is from RefSeq and is a predicted model, not a curated record.